This is a messenger RNA of Rhodofomes roseus, 1029 nucleotides long. RefSeq names its product F-actin capping protein beta subunit. The record is from RefSeq and is a predicted model, not a curated record. NCBI's taxonomy places the organism in Eukaryota, Fungi, Basidiomycota, Agaricomycetes, Polyporales, Fomitopsidaceae. Gene Ontology annotation, cellular component: cytoplasm; F-actin capping protein complex. Gene Ontology annotation, molecular function: actin filament binding. Bases 133 to 996 code for a protein of 287 amino acids. Gene Ontology annotation, biological process: barbed-end actin filament capping; actin cytoskeleton organization; cell morphogenesis. The transcript has 6 exons.
GUAGAACGUGACCGCGAUCCCAUCGCGUUAACUUACACUGAGCGCGUACCGUUCGAGUCGACUACUCGCAGCAUUCAACCCCGCCUCUCACAUCGCCCUAUCGUCUUCCCUCAAGCACUCACAACACGCACCAUGGGAGACCUCGUAGACUCGAUGCUCGACCUGAUGCGACGGCUCCCGCCGACCCACGUCGAGGAGAACGUUGCCUCACUGGUUGCGAUGUGCCCGGACUAUGCGGACGACCUCCUGGGGAGCGUCGACCAGCCGCUGAAGGUGAUGACGGACCGCGCAACGGGCAGGGACUACCUCGCGUGCGAUUACAACAGAGACGGGGAAAGCUAUCGGAGUCCCUGGUCGAACGACUAUGAUCCCCCUCUAGAAGACGGGACAGUCCCGUCACCUAAAUUGCGCAAGCUGGAGAUCACAGCGAAUGAGGCGUUCGAUACCUAUCGUGAGAUGUACUAUGAAGGCGGCGUGUCCUCUGUCUUCCUCUGGGAUCUCGAUGACGGCGGGUUCGCAGGUGUUGUGUUGCUGAAGAAAGUACUCAAUGCGUCAUCACCAAGCGAGCCAUCGGGCUCAUGGGACUCCAUCCACGUCUUCGAGGCUGCCGAACGCGGUCGACAAGCGCAUUACAAGCUCACAUCCACCAUAAUGCUGCAGAUGACGAACCGUGCAGCAACCUCUGCCUCUGAGAAAGAUGACAAAACCAAGGGGAGUGGAAAAGAAGAUGCCAACAGGCAAGGUGAGGUGGUGCUCAGUGGCAGCAUGACGAGACAGAGCGAACAAGAUCAGCCCUUGCAAGACCAAGCAUCGCACAUAUCGAACACAGGGCGGAUGAUCGAAGAGAUGGAGAUCAAGAUGCGCAACCUCCUCCAAGAGGUGUACUUUGGCAAGACACGAGACAUCGUGUUCGAUCUGCGCAGCAUCGACGAUCUGGAGAAGGCACGACGGCAGCGUGAGCUGCAGAAGGAGCUUGUCGGCUUCAUCAAGCGGUGAUGAUUUCCGUAUCUUGAGUGGACCAUUGGAAUG